Messenger RNA from Epinephelus fuscoguttatus (brown-marbled grouper), 3032 nucleotides. Its product is annotated as ras-related protein Rab-26-like. The record is from RefSeq and is a predicted model, not a curated record. Gene Ontology annotation, cellular component: endosome; Golgi apparatus. NCBI's taxonomy places the organism in Eukaryota, Metazoa, Chordata, Actinopteri, Perciformes, Serranidae. Gene Ontology annotation, molecular function: GTPase activity; GTP binding. The coding region runs from base 420 to 1187 and encodes 255 amino acids. The transcript has 9 exons.
CAGUGAGUUUAUAGUGUGAGGAUGAAGGGCUGAGGCGCCUCUCAGCUCAAAGUGCAGCGCCUCUGCGUCCUGGCUGUUUUGCGCUCAAGGUGGAGUUUUGUGCCACAUCACAUCACAUCGCUGCCGCUCUAACGCGCAGUGCCGAGGCUGUUGUCCUGAAAAGAGCAAGCUGCCAGCAGCAGGAAGCGGCUCAACAACACCAACACCAACAACGGAAGCGAGCGCGUUUUGUUUUUUCCACAUUUCGGGACAAUUCUCGCUCCUCACUUUGAGUAGAGGUGUCGAGGAACAUGCGUUCAACGCGCAGGUGAAAACAAGUCUGCUGAUUCAAGUUCCUCGCUGCAGCAACUUUUAAGCCCUCGGAAGAUUUUUGUUUUUGUGUUGUUGUUGUUGUUGUUGUUUGCUUUUGAAACCUUGAAAUGUCUCGCAAGAAGACUUCCAAAGGCAAAGCCGGGAGCAGCAGCCCGUCUGCGGGCAGCCCCACCGGGAAAGGGACCACCACCGCCGGGAAGGCAGCGAGGAGCAGCCCGGGGAUUGUUCAGAUGAACGGCGUGGUCCAUCCCAGCAGACCCUCCAUCAGCAACAGCAGCGAGUUUUAUGACAUCGCUUUCAAGGUGAUGCUGGUUGGAGACUCAGGUGUGGGGAAAACAUGUCUACUGGUGCGUUUUAAAGACGGCGCUUUCCUGGCUGGCAGCUUCAUCUCCACCGUGGGCAUCGACUUUAGGAAUAAAGUCCUGAACAUUGAUGGAGUCAAGGUGAAGCUCCAGAUCUGGGACACAGCUGGACAGGAGCGGUUCCGCAGUGUCACUCAUGCCUACUACCGUGACGCCCAUGCUUUGCUUCUGCUGUAUGAUGUCACCAACAAAUCAUCCUUUGACAACAUACAGGCAUGGCUGACUGAGAUCCAUGAGUACGCCCAACAGGAUGUGGUGCUGAUGCUGCUUGGAAACAAGGCUGACGCCACUCACGAGCGGGUGGUGAAGAGAGAAGAUGGCGAGAGGCUUGCAAAGGAGUUUGGAGUUCCCUUCAUGGAGACCAGCGCCAGGUCAGGUCUCAAUGUAGAGCUGGCUUUCACCGCUGUGGCUAAGGAGCUGAAGCACCGGUCUAUGAAGGAUCCCAGCGAGAAGUUUAAGCUCCAGGAGUAUGUAAACAAGGAGAUGAAGAGCACAAGCUGCUGCAGGUCUUAAAGCCUGCCCUACUCGUUACCUGGAUCUGAGAGUUUGUGUAUUUGUGUGUAUUUGUGUGUGUGUGUGUGUGUGUGUGUGUGUACCGCAUUCAUACCCAAUGUGUUCAUAUUUAACCUGAUCAGAGAUGAGGAGUCAGCUCCAGCGAGGUAUAAAACCUUUUUGUCCUUCUGUUUCUUCACGCUCACACCUCUCUGUCUCAGUCCACCUGACCUCCAUCUGUUGUCCUGCACUCUCACUGCCCUACUCUACUUUGUAUGUCCUGCUUUUCGCCAUCCACCCCCUCCUGCAGCUGUUAAUGUAGUCCCAGGAUAUGGUUUGCAGAAUACAAAGUUAGAUGCUACACACACCUCAGUUAUCAAAGUGUAAGUUCGGUAUUUUUCAAACUCGCUCCUCUUUUCUGAUGUUUUUGUAUUUAAGUGACAGCAAUUUAUGACACUGGUCUAGUAUUAAGCGAGACUGCUGCAGCCAGCAAUGGCUAAAUAGGCUGAUAUUUAAACACUUGGGGCAUGUUUGAGUCAAUUUACGUUCACUAAAAAUGCUUGUUUUUGCCACUGACUGGUUCGGACCAUUAAGUGUCUGACACCUUAUAAAGGAUCCCUACAGAGACAGACCUUUGUGUUAAGGAGAAACAUUCUAUUUGUUUAAUAAGGAACAGCCCCAAAAUGGCGAUCACCAAACCCACCAGACUCCAUUUAAAAAAACAGUAAUUUUAUCAUUGUCAAACACACUCCUUUCAGAGCUGAAACAAAAUAAAACUCACAAAAACUGCUUUGGUUUGUCUUUCCACUUGUUAAACUAUCACCAGCUGGCGAUUUCGUGGCUGUUUCCAAUUAAACAACAAGGAUCUUACUCUUUUAAAAAAAAAAGGUCUACCUCUGUAGGGAUUAUGUCCAUAAAUUGUCAGACAAUUAAAAUAAAAAUCUGAGCCUGUCCGUGGCAGAAGCAGCACUUUGAGUGGGUGUAAAUCGACAGUACGGACAUGCCCCAUGUGUUUACACUGCAGCUUGUUUCAACACUGCCAGCUGCAGCCCUCUCACUCAACACUAGACCAAUUUCAGAAAUGGUUCCCGUAGUCACUUAGACACAAAAACGUAAGACAAUACGGUCUAGGGUGAAAAAUACUAAACUUACCUUGUAACUUAUUAAUGGACAUUUCUUCCAUAACCCCAGCAUUGAAUCAGACACCUACCUUUGCAUUACCUCAAGUUAUUUUAUUGUGAAAGGAUUUUAUCACAGCAGAAUUAAUGGUCUUCUUGUAAAGCCAUAUACAGUAUUCCUCACAUCCAUUUAAAAUGUCACCAUUUUAUUUGAAUGUUCUCUUCUUAACAACCGUGUGGAUGAAUGUUCCUAUAAUAGAUGUACAGUGGCGUGUGUUUCGUCCAUGGGUUCGGUGUUCAUGUCACUUAAUCAGCGGGCUCUCUGGAGCCACUUUAGCUCACCAGCAUAAACUCAAUCCAAGCAUUUCCAUGAUUCAGCUGUGGAUAUAUGGGAAUAUGUCUUACUUCUAGUUAUUGAUGUUGCCAUUUUGUAUACAAGGAUAUGAAGUAAAUAAUUGCAUCGUUAGCCACAAUAAGUUGUUUUAGUAGAAUUCAUGCUAGAUCCAAACAUGAAAUAUACAGUAGUUUAAACAGACUUUUAGAAACAUGGCAGUGCAUGAGUCACACCACUUCAACAUUUUGGGGAGUUUUCCAAUAUUAGAGAAUCAAUGUUGAGUCUUGGAGAGCUCUAAUGCAACCUCUUAUUAUAUAUAUGAUUUUGAAAUUGUUAUUUAAAGCAUAAUGUAUAUACUUGAGUUUUUUCUGCAUGUAAAAAAGUUUUGAGGAGAUUAGCACUUUAGAUGGCGAA